AUGGGCUUGGUCUGGGAGGCUGCUUUUUUUAAGCUAGCCAAGGUCUCUUUAAAUACUAUAGCACCUAAUACUAUAUCACCGGUUUAUAUAGCGGCAUUAGAGGUGAUUAAAAAUGUUAUUAUCAAGGAGAUUAUGACGCGGCUGGCGAACAGCCCUUGCACACGCGUCGCUUCAGCCGUCGCUAACAUACCCCAAGAUAAGCGACUCAUCGCUUCACCCCCAGCACCCGUCACUCCAAUCAGUCUCAUCGCCCUGAUUGCCAUCGGCACCGUCUCCCAACCCGUCGUCGUCCUACCCAAGUCGACCAUCCGAGCAAUCGGCGCUUUCGGCAUUAAACGACAGUUAGCGCUCAUCAUCGUUUCGACUGACGCCGAACCUUGA
Messenger RNA from Fusarium oxysporum Fo47, 381 nucleotides. RefSeq lists its product as uncharacterized. Bases 1 to 381 code for a protein of 126 amino acids. The transcript has 5 exons. NCBI's taxonomy places the organism in Eukaryota, Fungi, Ascomycota, Sordariomycetes, Hypocreales, Nectriaceae. The record is from RefSeq and is a predicted model, not a curated record.